GAAUUCAGUGCAGAAGGAUAGAAGGAGACCUAGAACUACCUAUCUACAGUAUAUUGUGCUAGUCAAAAGAACUCGAAAACUAAGCAAUAACUAUACUUGAAGAUUCUUCCUACUCCUGAAGAUUUCAGAUUCAAGAUGCUUGGAUUAUAUGAGAAGUUGACCCUGCUGGCAGCGGUGUCAUUGUCCCUCCUGGCCUCUCUGGCCCUGUUUUCCCCCGUGGUAGGUCCAGAGCCUAUCCGCUGUGCCCCCUGUAACCAGGAGAAACUGGAUGAAUGCCCGGCCAUCUCCCCAGACUGUAAGCAGGUUCUAAGGGAGCCGGGAUGUGGCUGCUGCUUAGCAUGUGCCCUGGCGAAGGGGGCCUCCUGUGGGGUGUACACGGCCCACUGUGCUGAGGGGUUCAAAUGCAGCCCUAGAUCUGGAGACCCCAGACCUCUCUACUCUCUCACUAGGGGACAGGCUAUCUGCAUCGAGGACAAGGGACAAGAGGUAGUAGAAUGGUUGACAGACCUCAGCUCCCUGCCCUACCUCCUGGGACUUAACACCCCCUUUGACCCAAGAGAUGAGGGGAAUCAGGAGAGCAUCAAGGACAAGGUCAAUGUUAUCCGCAAGAACCUGGUGGAACAGGGGCCCUGCCACAUUGAGCUGCAUGCAGCCCUCGACAGGAUAGCCAGCUCUCAGCAGGAACUAGGAGAGAAGUUCACCACCUUCUACCUCCCUAACUGUGACAAACAUGGCUUCCACAAGGCUAAGCAGUGUGAGUCGUCUCUGGUGGGACCCCCUGCCAGGUGUUGGUGUGUAUCCUCCUGGAAUGGGAAGAAGAUCCCGGGGUCAAAUGACCUACUAGGAGACUCAGAGUGUCAGCAGGAGCUCACUCACUAAAGCCUGGACGCUCCGACAUACAUUUACAGUAUGCAUAUAAUCGGACACACACACACACACACACACACACACACACACACACACACACACACACACACACACACACACACACGCAUGGACAGACGCGUAUGGACAUAUACUGUGUCAUUUUUUACUCAGCUUAAACACUACUUAACACAUGCCUACACACAUCAACAUCCACCAAAUAUACUGACUUUCUUUCUACAAAUCCGUACAAAAACACUCUCAUUCACAUGAGCACACAACAUAACAUUUUAUUGAAUUUUUUUUUUUCGAAAUGACUCUUAAUUUAUUUACAUGACGUAUCACACCUUAUUUAUUCAAAACGUGUAUGUGCUUACUAGUAUGAACCAUUUGUAAUUUUUUGAUUAUUUAUAUGUUUGUCUAUUUUCUGAUUGUAAAUAGGGCAACAGUGUAUACAUUUGUGUUUCUGACUAAAUAACUCCAUCUCUGAAGACCACAGGUCUCCAGCUCUGCCAAACCCGGUCCAGGGUCUUCAGAAUCUGUUUUUGAUUCAUUCAACCCAGUGGACUUAUGUAAAUGAAACAACACAUCCCCUCAUUCAGUCGACAUGUUGACAGUGUCGGAAUGUAUUCUCAUUGAUAUUUCCUCAAUGGGCAUCGGGGAAAUACUUAAAGUGCCACAAGUACGCAUCUGUUGGCCAGGCACAAACAUGUCACUGCUCAUUCAAGCCACUGUUUAGUCUUUUAUCUACCUCUACUGGUCUGUGCAGGUCUUCUGGUUUAGCAGGGGUUUGUUGUGACACUCGUCGGCGCACACACCGCCCUCCUCAUGUAAAGUCAUUGUUUUGUUUGUCUGAAAUGACGUCUUAUCUCUUUUUGUUUCAUUUGAUGCCAUGACUACAUGUCUAUUUAUUAUAUGUCAAGCCGCUGUUCCUGACAGAAAUAAACUCAGCAAAAAAGAAAGAAAUGUCCUCUCACUGUCAACUGCAAUUAUGUUCAGCAAACUGUGUAAAUACUUGAAUGAACGUAACAAGACGCAACAACUGAGACAUAAGCUGAACAAGUUCCACAGACGUGACUAACAGAAAAAAGUAACAGUCAGUAUCUGCUGUGGCCACCAGCUGCAUUA
Oncorhynchus kisutch (coho salmon) is the source of this 1992-nucleotide messenger RNA. Its product is annotated as insulin-like growth factor-binding protein 1. Gene Ontology annotation, biological process: regulation of insulin-like growth factor receptor signaling pathway. Gene Ontology annotation, molecular function: insulin-like growth factor II binding; insulin-like growth factor I binding. The record is from RefSeq and is a predicted model, not a curated record. Gene Ontology annotation, cellular component: extracellular region. The transcript is spliced from 4 exons. Lineage: Eukaryota; Metazoa; Chordata; Actinopteri; Salmoniformes; Salmonidae. The coding region runs from base 136 to 879 and encodes 247 amino acids.